AAUACUUUCAUUUUUCUUCAUGGACAGAUAACCCAAAGUAUUCUCUACAAAAUGGAAGUCAAGCUAGUCUUGAUUUCCAGUGAUUCGGGAGUGGUAUCCGAUUUUUUUGGGCCUCAGAAUCGGUACUAAGUGACUUCAGGUAGUCCGAUAAGAACUUCACAAAAGCGAAUUUACAAAAUCCAUUGACUUUUUCAGAGGAUUUCCAGAAAACGUUUGUCAAAAAAUGCUUUUUCAAUUUUUUCAAUAGUAUAAUCAUGUUAAAGGGACAAAACUUUGAAAAACAUUCUGAAGUCACUUAGUACCGAUUCUGAGGCCCAAAAAAAAUCGGAUACCACUCCCGAAUCACUGGAAAUCAAGACUAGCUUGACUUCCAUUUUGUAGAGAAUACUUUGGGUUAUCUGUCCAUGAAGAAAAAUGAAAGUAUUCGUACUGGAAGUUUUUGAACUAUGAGUUGAUUCUCCAACGAUCUCCUCAAAAUCCUACUUUAGAAAAAUAUUUUCGGAUUAAUAUUUGUUAAUAAAAUGUGUUCUGUUCCAAAGUCUCUUCUUUUGAACGGUGAAAAUUCGAACUCUCUAACCACAUUUCAUUCUCCAGAUAUUCAAAUAAAUGGUUACGGGCAUUAAAUUUUUAAAACGAUAAUGAUUAUUUAUCAAAACCGUUUUCUUCGAGAAAUCGGUCAGCGCAUUUGUCGAAUCUUGCAAUUAGUUUAUUGAAAUUUGUUAAUGUAUUGGUUGUUUGGGUAACGAGCAGUACUCGUUUUAUAACUAAAAUGUUAUCAUCAUCGUUGUCGCUCAUUCCACUCGCAUCGAACGUACUUAUUGGACGUUCUCUUUUCGUUGGAACUGUUAGCAAGAUCUCUUCUUCUUCGUCAUUGUCAUCAAAGCUAACUUGAGAAUUUGUUAAGACAUUUUUAUUUGUCGAAAAGGUUUUAAAAAUGAUGCGGGUGGUCGAGGCGGUGUAAAAACAGCAUUAGAAACAAUGUGUGACGGUGAAGAAUUAAGAGGUUUAUCGUUUUGA
Molecule: messenger RNA, 1017 nt
Organism: Didymodactylos carnosus
Lineage: Eukaryota; Metazoa; Rotifera; Eurotatoria; Philodinida; Philodinidae
Source: the annotation of a GenBank genome assembly